Fundulus heteroclitus (mummichog) is the source of this 2716-nucleotide messenger RNA. RefSeq names its product tripartite motif-containing protein 16. Gene Ontology annotation, molecular function: protein binding; zinc ion binding. Lineage: Eukaryota; Metazoa; Chordata; Actinopteri; Cyprinodontiformes; Fundulidae. The transcript has a single exon. The coding region runs from base 11 to 1669 and encodes 552 amino acids. The record is from RefSeq and is a predicted model, not a curated record.
GAGAGCCAAAAUGGAGCAGCAAGGACUACAACUGGACAAGAAAUUUUUCUCCUGUUCGAUCUGUCUGGAUCUACUGAAGGAUCCGGUGACUAUUCCCUGUGGACACAGCUACUGUAUGAAGUGUGUUAAAACCCACUGGGAUAAACAGGAUCACAAAGGAAUCCACAGCUGCCCUCAGUGCAGGAAAGCUUUUGUACCGAGGCCUCUUCUGGAAAAGAACACCAUGUUAGCAGCUUUAGUGGAGCAGCUGAAGAAGACUGGACACCAAAUCCCUCCUGAAACUGGACCUGAAGAUGUGGCCUGUGAUUUCUGCUCUGGAAAAAAGGUGAAUGCCAUCAAGUCCUGUUUAGUCUGUCUGGCCUCUUUCUGUGAGAAACACCUUCAGCCUCAUUUUGACAUGAGUCCAUUAAAGAAACACAAGCUGGUGGAGCCCUCCAAGAACCUCCAGGAGAACAUCUGCUCUCGUCAUGAUGAGGUGAUGAAGAUGUUCUGUCGUACUGAUCAGAAGUGUAUCUGUAGUCUCUGCCCUGUGGAUGAACAUAAAGGCCACGACACAGUGUCAGCUGCAGCAGAAAGGACUGAGAGGCAGAGAGAGCUGGAGGUGAGACGAGAAAACAUCCAGCAGAGAAUCCAGGACAGAGAGAAAGAUGUGAAGCUGCUUCAACAGGAGCUGGAGGCCAUCAAGCACUCUGCUGAUAAAACAGUGGAGGACAGUGAGAAGAUCUUCACUCAGCUGAUCCGUCUCAUCCAGAAAAGAAGCUCUGAUGUGAAGCAGCAGAUCAGAUCCCAGCAGGAAACUGAAGGGAGUCGAGUCAAAGAGCUUCAGGAGAAGCUGGAGCAGGAGAUCACUGAGCUGAAGAGGAAAGACGCUGAGCUGAAGCAGCUCUCAGACACAGAGGAUCACAACCAGUUUCUCCACAACUACCCCUCACUGUCAGCACUCAGUGAGUCUACACACUCAUCCAGCAUCAAGAUCCGUCCUCUGAGCUACUUUGAGGAUGUGACAGCAGCUGUGUCAGAGCUCAGAGAUCAACUACAGGACAUCCUGAGCGAUAAGUCUAAAACCUUCUCACCAUCAAUAAUUGAGGUGGAUCCAGUAAUAAAAAAAGAGCCAAAGAGCAGAGCUGACUUUUUAGAACAUUCAUGUACCAUCACACUGGAUCCGAACACAGCACACACACAGCUGGUACUGUCAGAGGGCAACAGGAGGGUCACACUUGUCAGUCAACCUCAGUCUUAUUCUAGUCAUCCAGACAGAUUCACUGGUUGUUGUCAGAUCCUGAGUAGAGAGAGUCUGACUGGACGUUGUUACUGGGAGGUGGAGUGGAGAGGGAGAGGUGGGUUUGUAGCUGUUUCAUACAAGAAUAUCAACAGAACAGGGGGUGGAUCUGAAUGUGCAUUUGGACACAAUAACAAAUCUUGGGCGCUGGAUUGUUACCAAAACAGAUACACAUUUUUCCACAAGAAAAUCAAGACCCCCAUCUCAGGUCCUGGUUCCUCCAGAGUAGGAGUGUACCUGGAUCACAGAGCAGGUAUUCUGUCCUUCUACAGCGUCUCUGAAACCAUGACUCUCCUCCACAGAGUCCAGACCACCUUCACUCAGCCGCUACAUGCUGGAGUUUGGAUUUAUUACUCCAAAGACACUGCAGAGUUCUGUAAACUCAGGUAGACUGGUUAUUAGCGGCUGUGUCUUUCCCCUUCAGCUCAAGUUUAUUGCAACACCUGUUUUUUUGCAGCUGUUUCUAUAAACUUGCAUUUGAAAUAAAAAUGUAUCGUACUUCCUCAUAUCUGUCUUAAACACCAAUUAUGUUUUUUGCCCAAAACCUUGAAUAAAUCCUUUAACCUGCUUUGAAGUACCAUGAAAAGAUAAAACACUGAUUAAGUUCUUCUAAUAUCAAAAAGAUUGUGUUUACAACAUAAAUACCUCAAUGCAAGGCUAAAUGAUUUUAAAAUUUAAUAAUAAAGAAUCUUGAAAAAUAAAUGCAGUUUCCUUCAAAUAUUAGGGAACUAACUGGACUAUUCUUUUAAGUGGAAUAAGGACCGCUGUUUUAGGCACCUGUAAACGGACAUGAAUUUACAGUAGAAGCUCUUUGAAAUCCCCUGUUGGCACAGUGUCAAGUGGUGGAAUUCAGGUGAUGCAUGAUGUCAUCCAGGUCCUCGUCAGUGAUUGGGUCAUGGCUUCUCUCUGUGGAACACAGAUUUUUUUUAUACCUAUGUACUGUUUCUUGAUUAUCUCUGCCUAGAAACUUCAGUUGAUAUUAAUAAAACUCUCAACGAAAACACAAGACUGGAGCCGAGACAACGGCUCCAUCCAAAUACCCUUAAUAAUAGCUCCUAGCUCCUGUUCCUAAACUUUUCAUGGGUCAACAGCAAAAACACUAUGGUAAGGAGCUCCUGACUGCCGUGCCAAUUUCAGACAGCCUUUAACUCUGACAUCAUCAUGUGAUGGAAACACACACCUGAGUCAAAUCUGGGCCUACAGCCUUCUGAUAGUGAACUACAAAGUGUGUGCUCUCUUCUCUCCGGACAUUUUCAUUAAUUUCUGUGAGAUGGGCUGUACUGAUAAUUGAUGUUGUGCAAAGAAUUGUGGGAUUCCUUUUUGUCCAAAGCCUUGAAUAAAUCCUUUUAACCUGCUUUGAAAUACUAUGAAAAGAUAAAACACUGAUUAAGUUCUUCCAGUAUCAAAAAGAUUGUGUUUACAACAGAAAUACCUCAA